This is a messenger RNA of Penicillium paradoxum, 1488 nucleotides long. RefSeq lists its product as uncharacterized. Lineage: Eukaryota; Fungi; Ascomycota; Eurotiomycetes; Eurotiales; Aspergillaceae. The record is from RefSeq and is a predicted model, not a curated record. The coding region runs from base 1 to 1488 and encodes 495 amino acids. The transcript has a single exon.
AUGUCUUUGAGAAAUUCAGACAUCAAAGCGCCGCAGCAGUCCCGUCUGUUGGCCGAGCCACAGCCUCAAGGCCUGACAACAUCCACCACGGAAGCCGACGUGGAGUCAGCAGAGUACUCUGGCCCUGUCAUCGAGGCACAACCUCGAGAGACGGCAUCGUCUAGCAAGGAAACCAAAAUUGAAAAUCAAUCCUCACGUCUUCCGAUCGACUCACAAGCUCAAAGCGCCACACCCAGUGAAAACAUCGAAUCGGACGCAACACAGCCUUCACUCGUUGCGAUGCAGCCACAACCUCAAGUUGAAAGCGACAACCCUGAAUUUGCAUCAAGCCAGCACGACCCUGGACCGAUAGACACUGAAGCUCCAACACAUUCCGACGAGGAGAACAUUCAUGCAGAUACUGCUGUCUUUUCAGUCUCUGGCAACCUUCUGACGUUGAGACAUUCUCCGUCAUUCGACAGCGAUCAUUCUCCAUUUGCAUCGAGCCAUGACAGUCUCAAUUUGCUUGAUGAAGAUGCUCCACCAAUCCCGGGUGAUUCUCAUGGGUCCAACAACGAUGAAGCAGCAUUUGCUUCAAACGACAACAAUUCUGAAGGAUCGACAGAUUCGGGAACAACUGUUUAUGUGGACGCCGUUGCUUCUUUGAGUCUCGGUGUCUCCGAUAACGUCCUGGCUUCGAGCAACGAUCAAGCAGGGUUUGCAUCGAGCUAUGAAAGUUUCAAUUUCAUUGAUCACAAUGCUCCAGAUCUUCCUGGGUCCAGCAACGACGAAGCAGGAUUUGCUUCAAAUGAUAACAAUUCGGAAGGAUCGACAGCUUCGGACGAGACCACCAUUUACAUAGGCUUUGAUGCUUCUUUAAGCCCCGAUCUCUCUGGUGGCUUCGUGGCUCCAAGCAAUGAUCAAGGGGAAUCCGCAUCGAGCGACAACGGCUCAGGCCGGGAAGACACGGACGCUCUAACAUCGGAUGACACUAUUCCUGAUGACCAGCACGACUCGAGUACCGGAUAUGGGGACGGCGAGGGUGAAGGAUCUGACGAUGACCCAGCGAACAUUGUGUGGCAGAGCUAUGAUGAAACCAACAGAUGGUGGUACACAUCAGACUCACGGCGCUAUAAAUGGGAUGACUCGACUGCUUCAGACCACUCUCUCGCGGCACCGUUGGUCCCACCUCCGGUGCCCCAGAUCAUCAUCACCCCGCCCGACCACCAGGUCCGGGUUUCGCUUCCCCCAAUCGACUACGGUCGGUUGCGACCGAGGGGCAACCUGCCCCUCGUUGAGAUCCUCCCAGCUUCCCGGAGAGUUCGCGGAGGGGCCCCUCCUGGCUUCGCUCCUGAGUCUUCACGUGCCGGUGAGGCCCGGGCCCGGGGCCUCAAUCAAGGCUCAUCUUCCAGUGAGCCCACUCCGAGGCUUUUUGGCCUCACAAGUGAGGAGGAGGUGAGCGAGAUCGCUCACAUCGAGGAUGUCGGAGGAUAUGACUCCGACUCCUAA